Molecule: messenger RNA, 1045 nt
Organism: Capsella rubella
Lineage: Eukaryota; Viridiplantae; Streptophyta; Magnoliopsida; Brassicales; Brassicaceae
Product: LIM domain-containing protein WLIM1
Exons: 5
Coding region: 154-726 (190 amino acids)
Biological process (GO): actin filament bundle assembly
Cellular component (GO): plasma membrane; actin cytoskeleton
Molecular function (GO): actin filament binding
Source: RefSeq, a predicted model, not a curated record
UAUCCGGUCCCCAUAUUAAAAACCAAGCAACAAUAAUUCACAAAUCUCUUUCUUUCAUCUUCAUCUUAUUCCUCUCUUUAUCUCCCUCUCCUAGACGAUUGAGCUUCUUCUUUAUUUCCGGAGUCUUCUUUAGUCUGCUGAUCUCUUACAAGAAUGGCGUUUGCAGGAACUACCCAGAAAUGCAUGGCUUGUGACAAGACCGUUUAUCUUGUCGACAAGCUAACCGCUGAUAACCGGGUUUACCACAAAGCCUGCUUCCGAUGUCACCAUUGCAAAGGAACUCUCAAGCUUAGCAAUUACAACUCCUUCGAAGGAGUCCUCUAUUGCAGACCACAUUUCGAUCAAAACUUCAAGAGAACUGGAAGUCUUGAGAAAAGCUUCGAAGGGACACCAAAGAUUGGAAAACCGGAUAGGCCUUUGGAGGGAGAGAGACCUGCUGGAACCAAAGUUUCGAAUAUGUUUGGUGGAACACGAGAGAAAUGCGUUGGCUGCGAUAAAACUGUGUAUCCAAUCGAGAAGGUGUCGGUGAAUGGGACAUUGUACCACAAGAGCUGCUUCAAGUGUACACAUGGAGGCUGCACGAUAAGCCCGUCGAAUUACAUAGCUCACGAAGGUAAGCUUUAUUGCAAGCAUCAUCAUAUUCAGCUGAUCAAGGAGAAAGGAAACUUGAGCCAGCUCGAAGGAGGAGGAGAUAAUGCCACUAAGGAAAAAGUCGUUGCUGCUUAAUGAAAACAACUCAAUCUCUCUGGAUGAUUUUGGCCAUCAAAGAAUCAAAAGCCGUCACACUACUUCUCCAUCGAUAACAUAUAGUAUUGGUUUUGUUUCUUCUCACGUUUGUGUUUUUUCCCUGUUAUGGUUUUUGAUGUUGUUUUUUUAAUUGGGAUCUUUGUUCACUCUUUUAUUUGGGUUUCUUGAGAUGAAACAAGAGAAACAGAGAAAUAAUGGAUGUUUUGCUUAUGAGAAUAUAUGUAUUACGUUCAAAUAACAAUUGAUGUAACUUAAUUCCUCGUGAAAGAGAGUAUAUAUGCUGCAGCUAAUUGAUCCA